UCAGUGUCUCUUUCCCUCUGGGCUGUGAAUGGGAGGGGAGAUGCUGGAUUCGGGAGAAAGGUCCGCCAUUAUUGGGGAAGCUGAAAAAAAACAGACUUCUACACACCGUCACACAUUUAGCCUGUAAGGGGCUUAGCGACAGAAAGGAAAACAGAGGCGGUCGGGGACGAGCUGUUGUUCUCUGGAAAGCGGUCUUCGCCUCGUGAAGAAGAAGAAGAAGAAGAAGAAGAAGAAGAAGAAGGCACGGCUCGUGGUCGCGUCUUCUCCGGACUCUCUCCCUUUUUUUUUGACACAACAAAGGAAAUAAUAAUUGGUCAAAACAACGUGGUGCUUGGACCAAGAAGGAGAAAAACACGCCGAAACAGCGCUCGCUUUCCCAUCGCUUCCUCCCCCCACCUCCUCCACCACCUUUUCUGUUCCUUUUUUAAAAUUCUCUCUUUCUCCUCGCAAGACGUUUUUUUCCCCAGCCGUGGUGAGAAGACUGGAGUUUGAAGAGCAACAUUUUUGCUUCUUCUUCUUCUUUUUUCCCGACGAGAAUUAAGUUGGUUUUUUUUUUCUCUCUCUCUCUCCACCACACACACACUCUCUCUCUCUCCUGAAAGAGAGAGAGAGAUGUACAAUCUCGUCUCUGAAAACUUCAGGCUGAUGAGAACGAGCACUUAACGUGGGGGAGCGCUGCUGCUACUAUAAUAAUUACAAAAAAACAAAAGAGCGGAAAAAUAAUCGAUGUGAGUUUUGUUUUUUGGAGGAAGUGGGGUUUUUUUGUGCGUGUGUGUGUUGCCCUGCUUAAAGUCUUUCACCGGCUGUGAGUCGCAAAGGAGAAAAAGAAAAAGGAGCGGACCAGAGCUGGAGAGAGGGAGGAAUGCUAUGGGCCAGACCCAAGUCCAGUGAGCUCCUCUUGCAUGGAAACCCUCCUUCCUUGGCAGCCUUCUCCUCUCCCUAGAGCUAGCGGCCAGCAUGGCAGGAUGAGCCUCUGCCAGCGAUGAUGAUGGCCAAAAAGCAAGAUGUCCGGGCACCCACCUACAACCUGGUUGUGGUUGGCCUAUCAGGCACGGAGAAGGAGAAAGGCCAAUGUGGUGUGGGCAAGUCCUGCCUGUGUAACCGCUUUGUCCGGCCAAGUGCAGAUGACUUCUACCUGGACCACACCUCCGUUCUCAGUACCAGUGACUUCGGAGGCCGUGUGGUGAACAAUGACCACUUCCUUUUCUGGGGAGAAGCCGGGCGGACGGUGGAGGAGGGGCCAGAAUGCCGUAUGAAUGUGGUGGAGCAGACAGAGUUCAUCGAUGAUCAGACGUUCCAGCCACACAGAAGCACAGCACUCCAGCCUUACAUCAAGAGGGCAGCUUCCACCAAGCUGGCUUCGGCUGAGAAGCUGAUGUAUUUUUGCACAGAUCAGCUGGGGCUGGAGCAGGACUUUGAGCAGAAACAAAUGCCCGAAGGCAAGCUGAUGGUGGAUGGCUUCUUACUCUGUGUGGAUGUUAGCAGGGGUAUGAACCGUAGCUUUGAGGACCAGAUGAAGUUUGUGACAAACCUGUACAACCAGCUGGCCAAAACGAAGAAACCUGUGGUACUGGUUCUCACCAAAUGUGAUGAAGGAGUUGAGCGCUACAUUAAAGACUCACAUACCUUUGCCCUUGCCAAGAAGAAUCUACAGGUGGUAGAAACAUCAGCACGGUCUAAUGUCAAUGUUGAUCUAGCCUUUCUUACACUGGUUCAGCUAAUAGACAAGAGUAGGGGAAAGCCCAAAAUUAUCCCUUACUUUGAGGCACUGAAACAGCAGAGUCAACAGAUUGCCUCAGCCAAAGACCGCUAUGAGUGGCUGGUCAACCGAAUUGUGAAGAACCACAAUGAGACCUGGCCUGUUGUCAGUCGCCGUAUGCAGACUGCUCCUGAGUACAAGGACUAUGUUUUCCUUGAGGGGACAGCUAAAGCCAAGAAGCUCUUCCAGCAGCAUGUGCAUAGACUUAAACAAGAUCACAUAGAGAAACGUAGGAAGGCCUAUUUAAGUACACUACCACAGGCCCUGUCUAUACUGUUGCCAGAGUUGGACGAGAUUGACCACCUGAGCUGGUCUGGAGUUCAGAAAGUCCUGGAGACAAAGCGAGAUUUCUCCCAAUGGUUCGUAGUGCUGGAUGACACCCCUUGGGAGACCACACCACACAUUGACAACAUGGAGGAUGAUCGCAUCCCCCAGGACCUCCUGGAGACUCCUGCAGCUGAAACUAUCUAUGAGACCCACCUGGAGCAGCUAAGGAAUGAGCGCAAACGGGCUGAGAUGAGAUGGGAGUUCAAGGAGAAGCUAAGUGUCUCUCCUUUCAUCACACCAGGAAAACCCUGGGAGGAGGCCCGAAGCUUCAUCAUGAACGAAGACUUCUACCAGUGGCUGGAUGAGGCUGAAUAUCUGGAUAUCUACAACAAACACCAGAAGGAAAUCAUUGACCGAGCCAAAGAGGACUUUCAGGAACUGCUUCUUGAGUACUCUGAGCUCUUCUAUGAGCUGGAAGUAGAUGCAAAGCCAAGUAAAGAGAAAAUGGGAGCCAUUCAGGAGGUGUUGGGUGAGGAGCAAAGGUUUAAAGCUCUGCAGAAGCUGCAGGCAGAAAGGGAUGCUCUGGUAUUGAAACAUAUCCACUUCGUCUACCACCCCACAAAGGACACCUGUCCUAACAGCCCCCACUGUGUGGACAGUAAGUUAGAGCAAAUACUGUCCUCCAGAUUCCCUACCCGUUAUCCGUCAUCAGACAGUUCAAGACCGGAUGGGGGGAGGGCUGAACGGAUAAAUCUUGUCAUCUUAGGGAAAGAUGGACUAGCCAGAGAGAUGGCAAAUGAAAUAAGGGCCAUGUGCACCAGUGACGACCGGUACGUGUUAGAUGGCAGGAUGUAUGAGUUAGCCCUUCGUCCCAUAGAGGGCAACGUACGUCUGCCAGUCAAUUCAUUCCACACACCAACCUUCACACCCCAUGGUUGUCUGUGUUUGUACAACUCAAAGGAAUCCCUCUCUUAUGUUGUAGAAAGUUUAGAGAAGCUUAGAGAGUCAACUAUAAGCAGAAGGGAAAGGGAAAACAGCUUAUCCCAACUCCCGCUGUCCCUCCUUCUGGUCACCAAGCGUGGGGUGGGGUCCAUAGGGGAUAUUGGGGGGGAGACAGCUCAGACUCUUAUCCAACAAGGGCAGCAGGUGGCUGGAAAGCUGCAGUGUGCUUACCUAGACCCUGCAUCUCCAGGCAUGGGCUACGGGCGUAAUGUCAAUGAGAAGCAGAUAAAUCAGAUGCUGAAGGGCCUCUUAGAAUCACGGCGAAGCAUAGGGAGCAGUUCCCCUCCCUUACCCCCGCCAUCCUCUGCCUUUAGAGACUCUCAGUCCCAGCCAAUGCUAGAGGCAGACCUGAGGAUAGUCAUGUGCCUCAUGUGUGGAGACACGUAUGACCUAGACCAGCUCCUCGCUCCCUUCCUGUUGCCCCAACAUUGUCGUCCUGCAUCCAGUCUCAGCAGUGGCACCUCAGUUUUGUUGGAAAUGAGUAUAGGAGGUCAGAGGCAGGUCAUUGAGCUAUCCCUGCUCUCCUUCCAUUCCUCAUUCUCCCUCCGCAAGACCAGGCUUGUCCAUGGCUACAUUGCAGUUUACUCUGCUCGCCGCAAGGCCUCUAUGGAGACAUUAUGUGCUUUCCUGUGUGAGGUCCAAGACAUCAUCCCAGUUCAGUUGCUAGCAGUAGGGGAGAGUCAGAUGGAGCUGUCAGACUCAGAGUCAGCCAAGGAGCAGGUCAGUCAGGGAGAGGAACUGGCCCAUGAAAUAGAGGCCAGAUUUAACACAGUAAUAUGUGGACAUGGUGGGGUGGUGGGGGGGCUUCAUAAGAUCGACCUUUUCCAAUCUUUCCUCAAAGAGGUGGUAGAAAAGCGCACUAUUGUUGAGGCCACACACAUGUAUGAUAAUGUGGCUGAGGCCUGUACCAAUGAGAGCAUCAGCCCUCGCUGUGGCUCCCCCAGUCCAGUUAACAUUCUUAUGGAUUCAGAGGACGAUAUCGAUCCUUCAUCGCCUUACCCUACCCUGAGGGAGGAUGGCAGUCUCGGUUCUCACCUGGGAACCUUCAAGCUGCCAGAUCUGGAUUCAAGUGACACCUUCUCUGUCAUUUCUGAGCUGAGCACCUUUGAGAGCAAGCUGAACAACAAGGUUCCUCCACAAGUGAAGCCCAAGCCUGUCCGGAAGGUUAACCUCGGCCCCUACAUGGACCAGCAGGGUGGAACCAACCGCCGUUCCCUGCCCCAAGCUGUCACCUGGGCACCAGGUAGCGAUGGUGGCUAUGACCCCUCAGACUACGCGGAGCCCAUGGAUGCUGUGAGCAAACCUCGACCCACAGAAGAGGAGAAUAUUUACUCUGUCCCUCACGACAGCACACAGGGCAAGAUUAUCACCAUCCGCAAUGCCAACAAAGGUCAUUCCAACGGGAGUGCUGGGGGGAAUGGGUCAGAUAGCGAGGCUGAUAGCAGUUCACUGGAACGCAGGAGAAAGUUGUCUGCCAUCGGCGUAAAGCCUAAGCUCUACAGAGACAGAUCCAAACGGCUUGGCAAGUUCAGCAGUUUUAGGACGAGCUUCUCUAUAGGCAGUGAUGAUGAGAUGGGGGGACCACCGAAGGCUGGCCCGGACGAGGUGGGAGCCCAAAAAGACAACUCCAUUGAGGAGAGUGAGGACCCCAAAAGGAGGAAUAUUCUCAAGAGCCUGCGCAGAAAUACAAAGAAACCACGACCCAAACCCCGGCAUUCCAUCUCCAAACCCAUCGAAAGCAACUACUUCGGUAUGCCGCUGUCCACGGUGGUCAGUCUCGAGAGGCCGAUCCCCAUCUUCAUUGAGAAGUGCAUCCGCUUCAUUGAAACAACAGGGUUGAGCACAGAGGGCAUCUACAGGGUGAGCGGGAACAAGGCGGAGAUGGAGAGCAUGCAGCGGCAGUUUGACCAAGACCACAACCUGGACCUGGUGGAGAAAGACUUCACCAUCAACACGGUAGCCGGAGCCAUGAAGGCCUUCUUCUCUGAGCUGCCUGAGCCUCUGGUGCCCUACAGCAUGCAGGGAGAGCUGGUGGAGGCCUUCAAGAUCAACGAUAGGGAGCAGCGCUUCCAGACGAUGAAGGACAUUCUGCGCCGCUUCCCCAAGGAGAAUUACGAGGUCUUCAAAUAUGUCAUCAGCCACUUGAACAAGGUGAGCCAGAACAACAAGCUGAACCUGAUGACCAGUGAGAACCUGUCCAUCUGUUUCUGGCCCACGCUGAUGAGACCGGACUUCACAACCAUGGACGCCCUGACUGCCACUCGCACCUACCAGACAAUCAUCGAGAGCUUCAUCCACCAGUGCUCGUACUUCUUCUACAAUCAGCCACUGGCUGACGGCCUGCCCGGCUCCCCCACCUCCACGCUCUCCUCCGGGGGAGGAACCUCGGCUUACUCCUGCAUGGCUGGAGGCUACUCAUCUUCGCCGACUCCGUCCCCGGCUCCCUACGUCCUUCCCGCCACCCCACCUGUCAUCCCCCACUACGGCCCCCCUAUCCACCACCACCACCACCACCAUCACCAUCUCCACCAUCAACAUCAACAUCAGUCCCCGCCCCACUCCCCUCCUGCCACCCCUCAAUCCCCGAUCCCAGCCCUGCUGCCGCCCUCCCUGCACCCCCAUCACCCCCCUACGGAACAACACACGCUGUGAACCAGGGAUCAAGGGAAAGAAGGAAAAAAAAAAGACGGAUAACAAGAUUCAGAGAGAUUUAAAGGUUCAGAAUAAGAGAUUUUGAAGUUUUGGGAAGGAAUUAAAGAAGAUAAAUUGAGAACAGGAGGUAGGAAGAGAAUUUGGGAGAGAUUGAGUGAGAUGCAGUAUGUACAGGGAGAAACUUACAUGUUUGGGAGAAGAAAGGGGCGCUCGAGCCUCCGUUUGCUUUUUUAGAAAACAUGGACACACACGCAACGCAGAAAAAGGGGAACACUGAAGAGCCUCUGAACUGGCAGUAUGAUCUUUCUCCCUCCUCGCCACUUUAUCCCUCUGUCUCUCAGUCUCGCUCCAUCUAGACCUGCCCUCCUUGCCUUAUAGAGAACCUAGACACAAACACACUAAUGAAGAAGAGUGAGAUGUUGCCAGUAACUGUUAAAGGGACUCAGGGAGGGGCCUCGGAAAGUAAAGUGCAAGGGCGAUUAUGAUCUGUUAUGUUGGGAUUGCUUCACCACACAAACAGCCACACGCUUGACACAAACACCCAGUGGCCAGUGUGCCUCCGACAACCAUCCUCCUCAAUCCCGUAGUAGCUUCUAACUGUGCUGGGAAUUUAUGGUGGCCGGCUUUUUGCAAAGCGACCCACCCGCUGUACCUACCAGGAGAGCCUGUUUGUUCAUUUCACCGCUGUGCAGAGGACUGGAGCAAGAAACAUUUCUUACUACUCACCCGACAGAAUGUUCUGUCCUCCACGACUUACACAUUCCUGUCAGUCAACCCCACGCACACACACAAUCAGUUUCAGUCGAGGCAGUAUGCCAAGCACAGAAAAAAAAAACUUAAACUAAAAAAAAAAAAAAAAAAAAACAAUCUCAACCAACCGGAUCUAGCUAGGCAGCAAAUUGGAGCAAAGGAUUAUGGGGGCUCUCACACCCUUGGCAUUCUGCGAAGGCUCCUCCUCCCGGUCUCCUGUUUGCUCUCUCUCUCUCUCGCACUCUCUCACUCUCCCGGUCUGAACUUCGACCUCGUCUUUGUAAACACGUGAAGACAGCAGCUUAAAAAGUGGCCAUUUUUAAUUGGUCUAAAUCUUGAUUCCACGGUCACAAUCCCACUUCUUUUUUAAAUUCUGUUCUUCUUCUCACAAAAACACGGAGAUCUCCUGGCCGAUUGCUCAGCGAGUGGCCUCGUGUGCAAGUGUCUGUGUGACUGUGUGCGCGUGUAUCCGUGCCAUUUUGUGUAACCUGAAUUUCCCAGUAUUAGGCAGAUAGUGGGAAUGAUUCCGGGGUUGGACCUUCACCUGUCAUGUUGCUUCUGUUCACGCUCCGGUGGUUUUACGAGCGAGUCGACGCUGCAGUUUCCACAGUGAGGACCUCGUUCAAAAAAAGCACUUUUCUGAGCACUUUGAAGGCACAUUUUAAAUUGGAGCUGCUGUGACAUGACAGCCACCUUUUCACUUUAUUGUCAGUCCACCCUCUACUCUCUUUUCUCUGGGAGCACACCACUGACAUCUAGAGGAAGAACUGGGUGUUGCAGCCAUAAACCUCGCCUCCACUACUGCAUGGGCGUAGCACCAUUUUCCUACUGUUUUUUUUUUCUGUGGCGGCAGAGUCUCUUAUAGGUGCAAUUGUUGUGAUUUUUUUUUUUUUCAUCAUUGUAUAUCAGGUGAAUUUAACUCUGGAGUUCAUGAAGUGUCUGAGGACAAAUAAAGUUACAACAGCAGUUUUCACUCUGGUACAAAUCAGUUGAGAUUAUUCAGAUUCCGGCUCUGUAGCCAAAAAAGCAAGCGUCUAUGUUGCAGUUGAUUAGACAUGCAGUGAAUAAAAUUGCCUCUCUGUCCUCUGUUGUUAGUCUCCACUUCACCAGAGCACUCAGCCCUUUGUAGAGGAGUGCGUGCCACCUCCCAGACGCCAUAUUUAAGUGGAAGGAAAUGGAGAUUUAGGAGAUUGAGGCACAAUGUAGCAUCACAGGACAGAGAGUACGAGCUUAGACAGGUGGGAGGCUUUUUAUUGUUAGAAAUAAUUGGUAACCACUGCUCCGGGCCUCAGCACGCUGUCCCCGCACGGCACAGCAUCAUUUUCUCUGGAAAGAUGACUCAAACCUGCUCUGUCUCUCUGGACUUGAAAUAUGAUUUGCAAGAGUGUAACCACUGCACCAGAUUCCCCCUGCUGUCACUGUCAUGCCACCACAUCCCCGAGUCAUCCCCUGUCCAAGAGAGACAUUUGGGUCCGGGAGAGACGGAACAGACAGUCCAUUCAUCCGUCUGCAUGACUGGAGUGGAGCAUCCCAGAAUUCCUCGGCCCAGUCUGCUGUUACCGUAGAAACCGGCGAGAUGGGGCUCGAGAGGAACUGCUGAGCCCUGAUCGAAGCAGCUUUUUGAAGUGUGUGUGUGUGCGCGCGCAUGUGUGUCUCGACAAAGAGUGUGCGUAUGUGAACUUACGUGUGUUAAUGUUAAGCAGAUGCUCAGCAAGGUCACUUAUUCUGUUUGACACUGAAUAGCAUCUCUGCAUGUUUCCCCAGACUGUCCUCUCCUCCCAAAAGGAGUUUAAAAAAAAAAAAAAAAAAAACCCAAGCCUUUUAACCAAUCACUGAACUCUUACAGGAGCUUUUAUCAGUCUACACUACCUAUGUACCUUGUGUGUGUGUGUGUGUGUGUGUGAUGGAGGAAUUAAAGAGUGUGUGUUUGGGUAGGUGGAUUUGAGCUAACAUGCUAGCAAGCUGUGCUUGGCAGACGGCCAGACACCAGCGUGAUCCAAACAAACGUGAAGGAGAGGAAUGCAGUUCUCCUCGCGGUCAUUACCCCGCUGUGUAACCCUGUUAGCUCGUCCAGAUUACACACACUGAUCCUCAGAGAAAGUGUGAGAGAGAUGGGGGAGAGAUCGGGGAGAGUGAGAGGGGAGAGAAGACGGACAGCGAGCUGGUGAAUGGGAUCAUUAUUUAGGAGACGGAGGGAGGAAGGAGGGGUGACCACUGGUACUUGUGUGUGAACGCCAGCCAGUGGCGUUCCCUGUGUAUAUCAAUGUGUUAAUACUGAACUGACUGUGAGGCAGCCAAAGACUGUGGAAAAAAGGGUCGAGGGAGAGAUGGGAAGCAAAGUGACAGUUUAGAAGAACAAUUGAAUUAAAAAAAAGAAAAAAAUGUGACUUUGGUUCAGCGAUAACAUGUGGCUGCAUUGCUUUUCUUUUUCUUUUUUCUUUUUUGUUUUAUUUUUGCAACAAUGGUGACAGAUGUCUGUUAAGUUAAAAUGAGAAACAAGCAAAACUAUAUUCAAAUGGUUGUUUAUUGGUAUGUUAGGGGGUCUAACACUUUGCCCUUUAGUCAGUGGUGAUAGAAAAAAAAUAAAGUUUCUUUUUAUGUUUUAUUUUAAUAAUUAAAAAAAAUACAAAGGAUUUUUUUUUUUUAACAAUUUCUUUGUGAACGAUUGAGAGACCAGCCCAGUAUAGUGCAUGAUUUCUUCCCAACCAAGGAAGAGGGCUCCACCACUCUCACUAUUUAAGAGAUGAUGAUAAAAAAAAAAAUAUUAAGAAAUAAUGGGGGGAAAAGAAAAUGAGAAAAAAAGAAAAAAAGAAAUGAAGUACUGUAAAGAGAAAAGAUAACAUCAAACAAAAAACCUGUCAUUAUUUGCUGAGUAUGGUAAUUUGUCUCAAUGGGAAUGGUGUAUACAGCAAGGCCUUAUGUGAUCUGUAUCAUAGUUAAUAAAUCAAAUCUUGUAAAACA
Molecule: messenger RNA, 9391 nt
Organism: Acanthopagrus latus (yellowfin seabream)
Lineage: Eukaryota; Metazoa; Chordata; Actinopteri; Spariformes; Sparidae
Gene: arhgap35a
Product: Rho GTPase activating protein 35a
Exons: 7
Coding region: 983-5680 (1565 amino acids)
Biological process (GO): signal transduction
Molecular function (GO): GTPase activity; GTP binding
Source: RefSeq, a predicted model, not a curated record